Molecule: messenger RNA, 414 nt
Organism: Cynocephalus volans (Philippine flying lemur)
Lineage: Eukaryota; Metazoa; Chordata; Mammalia; Dermoptera; Cynocephalidae
Gene: PFN3
Product: profilin 3
Exons: 1
Coding region: 1-414 (137 amino acids)
Biological process (GO): regulation of actin filament polymerization; positive regulation of actin filament bundle assembly; actin cytoskeleton organization
Cellular component (GO): cytoplasm
Molecular function (GO): actin binding
Source: RefSeq, a predicted model, not a curated record
AUGGGCGACUGGAAGGGCUACAUCAGUGCGGUGCUGCGGGACCAGCGCAUCGACGACGUGGCCAUCGUCGGCCACUCGGACAAUCGCUGCGUGUGGGCAUCGCGGCCCGGGGGCCUGCUGGCGGCUAUCUCACCGCAGGAGGUGGGCGUGCUUAUCGGGCACGACCGGCGCACCUUUCUGCAGGAGGGCUUGAGCGUGGCGGGUCGCCGCUGCUGCGUCAUCCGCGACUACCUGUUGGCGGAGGGGGACGGCGUGCUGGAUACACGCACGAAAGGGCUGGACGGGCGCGCCAUCUGCGUGGGCCACACGCCUCGCGCGCUCCUUGUGCUCAUGGGCCGACGCGGCGUGCACGGGGGCAUUCUCAAUAAGACGGUGCACGAGCUGAUCCGCGGGCUGCGCACGCAGGGAGCCUAG